AUGGGUGCAAACAAGUUGCAAUACGACGAAGAAACGGACAUGAAAAAGCGGAACGAAACCAGAGGAAGAAAAGCACUUGAGGUGGGACGCCAAGCAUCUGUCGAAAAAGGAGCCCGCCUGGAAGAGAAUGUGAUUAGAAAAUCGAUACGAUUGGGUGGGGUAUGGUCGGAGGGAAAGAACGAUGUGCAGUCGAACGAGGAUCAUACAACGACCACAGGGCAUGGCAGAGCAGGCGGCAAGGAUGUGACGACAAAAACCACGUGCCGUCAAGGUGACACACGCAGACAAAGACCACCAAAGCACACGGAUGAGGGCAGGUUCGCACUUGAAAAGGCGACACUGACUGACGGUUAUUGA
Molecule: messenger RNA, 357 nt
Organism: Necator americanus (New World hookworm)
Lineage: Eukaryota; Metazoa; Nematoda; Chromadorea; Rhabditida; Ancylostomatidae
Exons: 2
Coding region: 1-357 (118 amino acids)
Source: RefSeq, a predicted model, not a curated record